CGUUUCGACGCUUUGAUUUGACAACACGUCAGGGUGGAGUUGAUUGUCGGUUUGUCUCGGAAAACUCCCAGGCAGUGCCCUUUUUAGGGCACUUACGGGUAUAGUCAUGGCUACUGAUAAAGUAACUCUUGCGGAUGCUUUAUCUAAUGUUGAUGUUCUUGAUGAGUUCACAAUGCCUGAUGAACAACCAUGCAUUGAAGCACAACCAUGUUCUGUUGUUUACCAAGCUAAUUUUGAUACUAAUUUUGAAGAUAGAAAUGGAUUUGUGACUGGCAUUGCUAAGUAUAUUGAAGAAGCAACUGUUCAUGCAAGUUUGAACGAGUUAUUGGAAGAAGGAUUAGAGCAUGCUGUGAUGCUUUAUACAUGGAGAUGUUGUUCAAGAGCAAUACCACAACCAAAGUCUAAUGAACAACCUAAUAGAGUUGAAAUUUAUGAAAAAACUGUAGAAGUUCUUGCACCGGAAGUCAAUAAAUUAUUAAAUUUUAUGUAUUUUCAAAGGAAAGCAAUAGAAAGAUUUUCAGCUGAAGUAAAACGGUUAUGUCAUCAAGAAAAAAGAAAAGAUUUUGUAUCUGAAGCAUACUUAUUAACUUUAGGAAAAUUUAUUAAUAUGUUUGCAGUCCUAGAUGAGCUUAAAAAUAUGAAAUCUAGUGUUAAAAAUGAUUAUUCUACUUACAGAAGAGCUGCACAGUUUUUAAAAGUUAUGUCAGAUUCACAGACACUUCAAGAAUCUCAAAAUUUAUCAAUGUUUUUAGCAACUCAAAAUAAAAUUAGAGAUACAGUAAAAGAAAAUUUAGAAAAAAUCCAAGGUUAUGAAGAAUUGUUGGCUGAUGUUGUAAAUAUUUGUGUUCAUAUGUUUGAAACGAAAAUGUACCUAACACCAAAUGAAAAACACAUGUUAGUAAAAGUUAUGGGUUUUGGUCUCUUUUUAAUGGAUAGUGAAUUGUGCAAUAUUAAUAAAUUAGAUCAAAAGAAAAAAUUGAAACUAGAUAGAAUCGAUAGGAUUUUUAAAAAUUUAGAAGUUGUGCCACUAUUUGGGGAUAUGCAAAUUGCUCCUUUUAAUUAUAUUAAGCGAUCGAAACACUUUGAUGUAUCAAAAUGGGCACUAUCUUCUUCUAUAAAUAGCAUGAGUCCACAAGCCGAUUUAAUGGUGCAUUUACCUCAAAUUCGUGAAGAUCAUGUAAAAUAUAUAAGUGAAUUAGCAAGAUAUAGCAAUGAAGUUACUACAACUUAUAAAGAUUGUGGAAGUGACAUUGAAAAUAGAGAAACUGCUGAAUUAGCUUUACGUGGCUUGCAAUUAUUAUCACAAUGGACUAGUGUUGUGACUGAAUUAUAUAGUUGGAAAUUACUACAUCCAACUGAUCAUCAUAUGAAUAAGGAAUGUCCUCAAGAGGCUGAGGAGUAUGAAAGAGCUACCCGUUAUAAUUAUACAGACGAAGAAAAGUUUGCAUUGAUUGAAGUAAUAGCUAUGAUUAAAGGUCUUCAGGUUUUGAUGGCUCGUAUAGAAACUGUUUUUGUUGAUGCUAUUCGUAGAAAUAUAUAUGCUGAAUUACAAGAUUUUGUACAAUUAAUUCUUCGAGAACCAUUAAGAAAAGCAAUAAAAAAUAAAAAAGAUUUAAUUAGAAGUAUUAUUGUUUCUGUACGAGAAACUUGUGCAGAUUGGCAUUUUGGAGUAGAACCUACAGCAGAUCCAGCACUUAAAGGAAAAAAAGAUCCAGAUAAUGGAUUUGGUAUCAAAGUGCCAAGAAGAAAAGUUGGUCCAUCAUCAACUCAACUGUACAUGGUACGUACAAUGCUUGAAUCACUAAUUGCUGACAAAAGUGGCGGGAAACGUACGCUACGGAAAGAUAUCGAUGGUCAAUAUCUUAUCCAAAUCGAUCAAUUUCAUAAAACUAGUUUUUAUUGGAGUUACUUAUUAAAUUUUAGUGAGUCUUUACAAAAUUGUUGUGAUCUAUCACAAUUAUGGUAUAGAGAAUUUUAUCUUGAGAUGACCAUGGGCCGUAAAAUACAGAAAUGCCAUGUGCGACACCAGCAUAAUGAGGAAUGCAGCGAUUUGAUCACCAUGGAGAAACGCAUUCAGUUUCCAAUUGAAAUGUCUAUGCCCUGGAUUUUAACUGAUCACAUUCUGAGAAGUAAAGAACCUUCGAUGAUGGAGUAUGUACUUUAUCCAUUAGAUUUAUACAAUGAUAGUGCAUUGUAUGCUUUAACCAUAUUCCGCAAACAAUUUUUGUAUGAUGAGGUUGAAGCCGAGGUAAAUUUGUGUUUUGAUCAGUUUGUUUACAAACUCAGUGAACAAAUUUUCGCCCACUAUAAACAAUUAGCUUCGAGUAUUUUGUUAGAUAAAAGAUUUCGAGUUGAAUGCUUAGCUGCUGGGGCUUACAUUUUAUCAUAUCCGCGAGCAAAUCGAUACGAAACUCUUCUUAAACAACGGCAUGUUCAACUACUCGGUCGUAGUAUUGAUCUUAACAAACUGAUAACACAGCGGAUUAAUGCUGAUAUGCAAAAAUCAUUAGACUUGGCUAUUAGCAAGUUCGAAUCUGGAGAUAUAACAGGAGUUAUUGAAUUGGAAGGAUUAUUACAAGUCAAUCGUUUAACACACAAACUUCUUAGUAAAUGGCUUGCAUUGGACGAAUAUGAUGCAAUGUUUAGAGAGGCUAAUCAUAACGUUUUAGCUCCUUAUGGACGCAUUACACUGCAUGUUUUUUGGGAACUUAAUUAUGACUUUUUGCCAAAUUAUUGUUACAAUGCAGCUACAAAUAGAUUUAUUAAAUGUCGGGGACUACAAUUCGUACAACCAGUUCAUCGCGACAAGCCACCACAAAUGUCCCAUCAUUAUCUCUGGGGUAGCAAGCAACUGAAUCUCGCUUACAGCACUCAAUACGGACAAUAUUCAGGUUUCGUCGGAUUUUAUCAUUUUCGUACAAUGUGCAAGCUUCUCGGCUACCAGGGAAUAGCCGUCGUUAUGGAGGAGCUCCUUAAGAUCGUGAAAUCUUUGAUUCAGGGCAGUCUUUUGCAAUUCACGAAAACCCUUAUGGAGGCUAUGCCGAAAGUCUGCAAAUUGCCAAGAUAUGAUUAUGGAUCACCAGGUGUACUCGGAUAUUAUCACGCCCAACUGAAUGAUAUUGUGCAAUAUCCCGAUGCGAAGACCGAGCUCUUUCAUAAUUUCCGCGAAUUCGGAAAUACCAUUCUGUUUUGUUUGUUAAUGGAACAAGCUCUCUCACAGGAGGAAGUUUGUGACCUCAUGCAUGCCGCGCCAUUCCAAAAUAUUCUGCCGAGACCUUAUUGCAAAGAGGGAGAAAAACCAGAAACUAAACAAAAAAGAUUAGAGGUUAAAUAUUCAGCACUUCAAAUUGUACCAAAUGUUGACAAAUAUGGAACAGCAAAACAAGCAAUGGUUGCCAAAGAAGGAGAUUUGUUGACGCGAGAGAGACUCUGUUGUGGUUUGUCAAUAUUCGAAGUUGUACUAAGUAGAUUACGUAGCUUUUUGGAUGAUCCAAUUUGGGUAGGACCACCACCAGCUAAUGGAGUAAUGAAUAUUGACGAAUGUACCGAAUUUCACAGACUUUGGAGUGCGCUUCAAUUUGUUUACUGUAUUCCUGUGGGAGAUACCGAAUUUACAGUCGAAGAAUUAUUUGGUGAAGGCUUGCACUGGGCUGGGUGUGCAAUGAUUAUUCUUCUGGGGCAGCAAAGGCGAUUCGAGGCUUUAGAUUUCUGCUAUCAUAUUUUAAGAGUACAGCGGGUUGAUGGCAAAGAUGAAAAUGUCAAAGGAAUUCAUUUAAAACGUAUGGUAGAUAGAAUCAGACGCUUCCAAGUCUUAAAUUCACAAAUUUUUGCUGUGCUGAAUAAAUAUCUUAAAAGUGGCGAUAGUGAUGCUUCUAGUGUCGAACAUGUCAGAUGUUUUCCACCACCUAUUCAUCCAUCAUUAGCUCAUGUUCAGCAGCACUAUCAUGCUCCAGAGUAUUUAAGACAAGUAAAUCAUCCAUAAAGAAACCAAAGUAGGUUUAUAGAUAUGACAAUUAUUCCGUUAUUAUUACUAUAAUUAUUCGCCAAAAGUUAUUAAACGAAUGC
Ceratosolen solmsi marchali is the source of this 4065-nucleotide messenger RNA. RefSeq names its product Cytoplasmic FMR1-interacting protein Sra-1 (gene Sra-1). The record is from RefSeq and is a predicted model, not a curated record. Lineage: Eukaryota; Metazoa; Arthropoda; Insecta; Hymenoptera; Agaonidae. The transcript has 19 exons. Gene Ontology annotation, biological process: regulation of actin filament polymerization. Gene Ontology annotation, molecular function: small GTPase binding. The coding region runs from base 107 to 3982 and encodes 1291 amino acids.